AUGUCGAAAAGAACACGCGAUGACUUCGACGACCCGAUACACGCGGAGGCAGACUCCAAGAAGCAGCACAUUGACCCCGUUGACGAAUUGAUUUCCAAUGUGUGUAAAGAUAUUCGUAGAAUGGGAGAAAAUGCCAACCUCGCUACCCAAGUGGAAGAUAUCAAUUACAUUUCCAACCCCAUAGUAGCUGAAUUCGAGAAAAUAGAUAAGCUCCGCACGGCGGUGUUGAGUACUAUCUAUGCCGUGGUGCUUGAACAGCCGCAAAAAAUCCCUGCUUUGAGUCAAUUGGUCCUCAUUUGCAAUGCCAAAAACUUUCUAGUUGCCAAAUACGUGAUUGAAUUUUUUCAUACUCGUACACAAGAGAUGUUGGACAAGAUGGUAGCUCCGGUAGAUUUUGAGUCUGAAAGUGACACCAGUGAAGACACAGGCACGAUAAAUAAGCUCAAGACAACCUUGCGAUUUCUCGCUUGUAUUUCUCCCAUAAUCGAAAAUAAUGGGGUUGUUUCCAUGUUCAAAACUUUGAUGGAAUUGGCAGUAAACUUGCAGACUUCGGAGGAUACACGGAAUGGAGCCGCUGAACAAAUUUAUUACUCGGUGCUCAUCGCAUUACCAUAUUUGCUAUGCAAUGAUACUUCUUCUGAGAUGAUGGAACAAUGUAAUGGGUUGGUUGAGCAAGCUUCGCUUUUCCCCAUCAGAGAGUCCGAUGCUUCAAUUGAUAUUUUGUCACCUUUUGACCCAAAACUCUCAAAUUUUAAAGAGAGUUUGCCUUAUGUGCCCAAAAAAAUCACCAACUUGAUCUUGCCUGCUCUUUUAGACUUGCAAGGCGAAGACAAAAAAUGGUCAAAACUCAUCGGGCAUCUUUUCUUGAGCUUUAAUCCUCUUGUGGACCCGAUAUUGAAGGAUGCGUUGAGCGCCAAUACCAUUUCCAAUGAUUUGGUUAAGCAUAACCUUCCUCAAUUCUCCAUUCCUUCAGUCGACGCUUUGCACGACCACAAACCUACUGGUCUAAUUGACGAGUUAUGGUACCAUCAUCCAAGACUUUUGUUUCAGGUGUAUAACAAUACUCUGGGGCUCGAAACCGUACCUCCAAUCGAAUCUUUUUUUGGCUUAUUCUUCAAGGAUUUGGCGUUCGAUAUCUUGACCAACUUGUCAUUUAAUAAAGACGAAGCUUCGAUCCAAUUAUCUAUCUUGGAUCUCUACUUUAGUAAGGAUUUGUUUGCUCCUCCAGGUUCGUCCAUUGACCAGUUGAAACUUAUACAAAAAGACAACGAAGAGGGAGUGAACAACCCUCCUCUCUCUACCUGGAAAAUUGAAGAUAUCGCGGUUGAAAGUAUUUUGACCAUGAUAUUCCAGCUUCCCCGGUCGUUACACCAUGAAAUAUACUAUUACACUGUGCUCAUUGCCUGCUGCAGAGAGAGCCCCGAGUCAAUUGCUCCGGUUUUCGGCAGGGCCAUCAGAUAUUUCUACAACCAUUUGGAGACUUUGGACUACGAGCUCAAGAUACGGUUUUUGGACUGGAUGACGAUACAAAUUUCCAACUUUGAUUAUAGCUGGAAAUGGGACGAAUGGGUUGACGAUUCAGUCAGACUCAGAAACUUGAAGCACCACCCCAAGAGAAACUUUAUCAAAAACUUGAUUGCAAAAGAAAUCCGUCUUUCCAACAAAAACAGAAUCAAAGAGAGUUUUGUCGCUGUGAAUCCCGACCCGGAUGCCACUGACCGUUUUGUUCUUCUCGAAGAGUUCUACAAGUAUUUGAACCUCUCGCUUGUCGACAACCCCAACGAGUACAUUGCCAGUUACGACUCAAAGCUCUAUGGAAACGACGAGGAAAUUAGCGGCAUUUUAAAAGAACUUCAGGUAGAGGCAUUGGACAAAAUCAGUCAGAAGUCGUUGGUUUCAGCACAAGAUGAGGUUCAAUUCUAUUUUGGAAACAACCGCUUACCGCUCCAUGAGAUCUCAAACAAGGUUUAUGAGUUCCUUGUUGCACAAUGGAAGCCCAAUGAAGAUCUUCUUGACAUUUACCAAGAAUUGCAGGACAAUUUGAGUAGCCACCCAGCGAUUGACGCUGAGACUUUUACCGUCAAUGUCUUUCUCCAGACUUACGCAUACCUCGGUUCCAGGUCUAUCUACUCGGUUGUAAGUCUCAUUUCCAGAGACAAGCUCAAACUCAAGUACUUGUUGGGUGCCCCAAUUGACGACAAAGAUUACGUCCCUGGCUCCACCUUUCGUUUCGAGGAAAGAAACUUGACACAGGAGCAAAUAGAUAAGCGCCAGAAUCUUGCAAUUGACUCUAUUUUCCGUUUAUGGGUGAAUCAAUCGCAAAUGGCAUUUUUGCUUUUGGAGUACCUCAUCGAGUACAAAAUUUUGCAGCCAAUUUAUUUGGUGGGCAAGUGUCUCAGCUUGGAAACCAAUCUUGUCAUAGACAACGUCGCUUGUAUGGAGAGUAUCAAUCGGAUUCUUGAGUCUUCGUACACCACAGAUCGUGACGAAUUCAAUGUUCUCUACCAGUACUUACUCGAGCGAAUCAUACAGAAUUUGAGUCUGUUGGCUGAAGGUAACAACGAUGAGAUCAAAAUUACCACGGAGUUUAGCGACGAAGAAGCCGAUGACUUGGAGAAAAUGAAUGUCAUAGAUAAGCAAUGGCUCUUCUACGAGUAUACUGGGUUGCUAAAAUCGUACUUGAGAAAAUACUACGAAGAGUCAACGGUUACUCAGCAGAUCCAAGACUUGACUAAUGAGCCUGCAAAGCAGCAGAUUAUGACCUGGAUCGAGGAGUUGUCUAGAAAGUAA
This is a messenger RNA of Meyerozyma guilliermondii ATCC 6260, 2790 nucleotides long. It is a transcript of the gene GCR3, whose product is annotated as Gcr3p. The transcript has a single exon. Gene Ontology annotation, molecular function: mRNA binding; RNA cap binding; protein binding. The coding region runs from base 1 to 2790 and encodes 929 amino acids. Gene Ontology annotation, cellular component: nuclear cap binding complex; nucleus. The record is from RefSeq and is a predicted model, not a curated record. NCBI's taxonomy places the organism in Eukaryota, Fungi, Ascomycota, Pichiomycetes, Serinales, Debaryomycetaceae. Gene Ontology annotation, biological process: mRNA export from nucleus; nuclear-transcribed mRNA catabolic process, nonsense-mediated decay.